Messenger RNA from Protobothrops mucrosquamatus (brown spotted pit viper), 1334 nucleotides. It is a transcript of the gene CNIH1, whose product is annotated as cornichon family AMPA receptor auxiliary protein 1. NCBI's taxonomy places the organism in Eukaryota, Metazoa, Chordata, Lepidosauria, Squamata, Viperidae. The record is from RefSeq and is a predicted model, not a curated record. Gene Ontology annotation, biological process: vesicle-mediated transport. The transcript is spliced from 5 exons. Bases 100 to 534 code for a protein of 144 amino acids.
GCCUCUGCGGCCACCCUGAAUGAUCCGGCCCAGAAACUUCCGUGCGCCUCGCCGUCGGGCCGGCCUUCCUUAGUGUCAAUCGCUGCCGCCGCCGCCGCCAUGGCGUUCACGUUCGCUGCUUUCUGCUAUAUGUUGGCGCUGCUCCUCACUGCUGCGCUUAUCUUCUUCGCUAUAUGGCAUAUUAUAGCUUUUGAUGAGCUGAAGACUGACUACAAGAAUCCCAUAGACCAGUGUAAUACACUAAAUCCUCUUGUACUUCCAGAGUAUCUCAUCCAUGCAUUCUUCUGUGUCAUGUUUUUGUGUGCAACAGAAUGGCUUACACUGAGUCUUAAUAUGCCAUUACUGGCUUACCACAUUUGGAGGUAUAUGAGUAGGCCUGUAAUGAGUGGACCAGGACUCUAUGAUCCCACAACCAUUAUGAAUGCGGAUAUUUUAGCAUAUUGUCAGAAGGAAGGGUGGUGCAAACUAGCGUUUUAUCUUCUAUCCUUUUUUUACUACCUAUAUGGCAUGAUUUAUGUUUUGGUGAGCUCCUAAAGAAUGACGUACAGCAGACUUGAUUCCAGCAAAGUGCAUGCAGAAAAGCCAUAAAGCAAAGGAUUAUCUUUGAAGAAGAAACUGGUAUAAAGAUUUAGCCAUGGAAUCUGGUGAUCAUAGUAAUAGUAGAAGGAAAAGGCCUUCCUCUUCUAUUGUUUUCUUCCGUCCAAAAGCAUCUAGUCUUUAAUAACUCACGGACAGACUUUUUCAAUUGGGAUAUUUAAAGUGACAAGAAUUACAUAUAAAUUAAUGUAACACAACUGCCUCUGGCUUUUGGACAGUUUUAUUCCUGCCCUCCAUAAGGAUCAGUUGUAUCGUCAGUAAAAUAUGAAAAUUACUGCCCUUAGCAUAAGAGAGUAUUUCCCCCCCUUUUGUUUACUGGACUUUUUAGUGGCUUAUUUGAAUAAUGGACUUUCAUCCCCCUGUCAAUUGUAGUCAAAAUUUCUAAAACUCUUAGGUAACCUCUGUGUGUCAAGUAGAUGAAUACAUCAAUACAGCUGCAGGAAGAGUUGUAGUUCUAUUUUUACUAUUAGGAUCUUCUCCAGUAAUAUGCAUGGAUCAACAUUUUCCUAUGAACAUGAAACACUGAGCUUUAAUUUCCCAGGCUAAAUGGAUGUUAGGAAAAGUAGAGCUCAUUAUUAACAUGAAAUAUUGAGCUGGCUAUUCCUUGCUUUGGUUUUCCAGACUAGAUGGAUAUCAGGAAAAGUAUUUUCAUUUUUAUUUCAUAUUUAAAAAAAAAUCUCUGCAAUUGUCUCCAACUGCCAUAUAUCUGAAACCAAUUUAAUAAAAAAUCAUUUUGA